Messenger RNA from Nezara viridula (southern green stink bug), 348 nucleotides. NCBI's taxonomy places the organism in Eukaryota, Metazoa, Arthropoda, Insecta, Hemiptera, Pentatomidae. The record is from the annotation of a GenBank genome assembly.
AUGGUGAAGACGUUCCAGGCGUACUUGCCGCAGUGCCACAGGACCUACUCGUGCAUCCACUGCCGAGCUCACCUAGCCAACCACGACGAACUCAUAUCCAAGUCUUUUCAAGGAAGUCAGGGACGAGCUUAUCUAUUCAAUUCAGUGGUGAAUGUUGGUUGUGGCCCAGCAGAGGAGCGGGUUCUCCUCACAGGCCUUCAUGCUGUCGCUGACAUUUAUUGUGAAUGCUGUAAAACAACCCUCGGCUGGAAAUAUGAGCAUGCCUUUGAAUCGAGUCAGAAAUAUAAGGAAGGAAAAUAUAUUAUCGAACUGGCACACAUGAUCAAGGAAAAUGGGUGGGACAAUUAA